UCUGCCAUUCUCGCGCGAAAUGUAAACAAAAAGUAGUUUCUAAAAUGCAAACUUUUAUAAUAAGAAAAGAGAGAACUAAUCCAAAGAAGCUUAUCCAAUGGUGUUUCUUGUAAAUAUUCUUCAACGGAUAUUUUUGUUAAGUAGUAAAAUAAUUAUAUUUUUAUGGAUUAUGGAAGAGACGACAUUGAACGCCCUUCAGCAUGAAGUGGAUUUUUAUCGGCAGAACCAGUCGGUAUUGGAGGAUGAGAUCCGCACGGUGAUAGGUGACAACCAGAAGCUGUCGCAGCAGGUGGGGCAGUUACUACGGGAGAAGUUGCAGCAGGCUCAGAUAGAUGGCGGGGAGGGAGGGGAGCUGCACGCGCAACUCACGUUGCUUACCAAGGAAAGGGACUCAUUGCAUGUACUGUGGCAGACAUCGCAGAAAACCAUAGAGGCCCUAGAGAAUGAACUGAAAGCUUACCAGAGCUAUGAUACUAGAGGACAGCAGCACAAUAGCAAUGAAGAUAAACGAGACACAGAACUCAAACUCGAAACAGCACUAAAUGACUACUUAGAAAUAGAAAAGAAAUACAAAACUCUACAAACGAAAUGUUUCUCUCUAGAACAAGACUUAAGAGGUAAAGAUAAUGAAAUCGUCCUUUACAAAGACCGAAAUAAACAGGCAGAAGACAAAAUAGCAGAACUAAGUAAAACUUUAGAAGAGUGUAGAAUAAACUUUGCAGCAGAAAAGAAGAAUAAUGACGAGCUGAGAACACAGUUGAGUGUAUGCCAAAAAGAAAUUGUAGAUAGAGUCAAGAGAGAAGCGGAAGCUAAAUCUAAGGUUGCAGAAGCAUUACAACUCUUCGACGUCGUAUCUGCCCAGAAGAACGAAGCCUAUAAGAAAAUUAAAGAGAUCACUGGAGAACUAUUACAAGCAAAGCAAGAGGUUGCGAGUGCAAAACGCACUGUAGAAGCAAGUUACAGGACAGAAUUGGACGCAGUAAGAGACAAGUACAAUGAGAAGAUAGCAGACAUGCUCGCUCACAUCAGGAACCUUGACACGGAGCUGGUGGAGAAGGGGAUGCUUUUGAACAAAGCUUUAAGGGAAGUAAAAGUUCUUAAAGAGGAGAAUGAAAGUUAUCUGGAAAAGCAAAAGGAUUGUCUUCACAACGUGAAUCCGAAGUUGCAACUUGCAGAACAAAGACUGGAAGCGAUGUUUCAGGAAUUGGUGGCAUCAGAGAGGCGAAACAUACAACUGUUAUGCGAGAAGCAAAGUCUAACGAUAGACAUUCAGAGAAUUCAGGAUAUGCACACGAGAGAAACUAAACGCAGGGACUGGGAGGAAAAUCUGCUCAAGACACAGUGUGAAGAACUCAAAGCACAAGUGGAGCACCUUCAAAAAUCGUUGGAAGAGACGCAUGGAAUGGUGAACAAAUUGCAAAAUAUGUUGUCGUCGAGGACGGAACUGAGUCACAAAAUGGUGUCCACAAAGGAAGAAGAAUUAAUGGAGUUAAACAAACAUUUAGAAAAUCAGAUGGAAUUAAGCAGAAAAUGGAAAGAGUCCUAUGUGGAUAUGACAGAAAAACUAAAGAAACGAUUAGAGGAGAUACAGAAAGAAAAUAAUGAGUUAAGAAAAAAGUUAAAACUACCCUCUGGCUCAUCCGACAACAACACUAGUAGUUGAAAUAAAAACAGCUUUUUUUACACUUAAAAAAAUGUGCAAUAUUAAGAAUAAAAUACAUUAAGAGAAAAAAAUAUCUUUCUUACACUUUAC
Pectinophora gossypiella (pink bollworm) is the source of this 1753-nucleotide messenger RNA. Its product is annotated as myosin-11-like. Lineage: Eukaryota; Metazoa; Arthropoda; Insecta; Lepidoptera; Gelechiidae. The coding region runs from base 98 to 1663 and encodes 521 amino acids. The record is from RefSeq and is a predicted model, not a curated record. The transcript is spliced from 11 exons.